GCCAUUGACUCUUCUCUAAAGUUUCAAUUUUUACAUUAUAGAAAUUUCUCUCAAAACAAAACAAACUUUGUUUUUGUUUAUGUAUAGGAAGUUGGUAAACAGCUAGCUCAAUUUAUACACACAUAGUUUUUCUUGUUUAUUUUUAUGGUACACUAUUUUGAAUCCCAUAGAACUGCCUUAAUAGUAAUAAUUUAAAGCUUUUAGGCUGAAUCAUUUCUUGGAUAGAAUUUUAGGUGUACAUUUUGUACGUCCAACAGUACUGUAUAUCACUUGGAGGCUGGAGCUUGAAGAAAAAAAAAUGUUGCCACUAAAAAGAGCUGUUCUUUCAUGGAUUCUUGCAGUGAACUGCUUCAUGUUGUUGAGUUUGGGUGACUCAACAAGAGUUGCCCAAGAAGAAGUGGACAUUAUGGAACAAAUCGCCACUACAAUGGGAGCAACACACUGGAAAUUCAAUGGUGAAUUGUGCCAGAUUGAAGCAGUCAGGGUUACAACUGAUCUUCCAAGUUGGUCCGAAACUGAUGUUGUAUGCAACUGCAGUAUAGGAAAUGAUACUGCCUGUCACAUAGUAGCUAUUACUCUUAAGGGUAUUAAUCUUCCUGGCGUUCUUCCACCUGAACUGGUAAAGCUUCCUUACAUUCAAAAAGUUGAUUUUGCAUACAAUUACCUCAGUGGUAGUAUACCAACUGAAUGGGCAUCAACCCAGUUAAAUUCCAUCUCUGUUCUUGUGAACCGGUUGUCAGGGGAAAUACCGAAGGAACUGGGAAACAUUACCAGCCUUACCUAUAUAAACCUUGAAGGAAACCGAUUCUCAGGCAUUAUUCCUGAUGAACUAGGGAAAUUGAUAAACUUAAAGGCGCUGAUAUUGUCCUCCAACCAACUGGAGGGAGAGCUGCCAGUGUCGCUCUCUGGACUUGUAAAUUUAGCAGAUUUUAGGAUAAGUGAUAACAAUCUCAUUGGACCAAUUCCAGAUUUUAUAGAGAAAUGGAAACAACUCACAAAAUUAGAGUUGCAUGCCACCGGUUUAGAGGGUCCCAUUCCAUCAAGCAUAUCUCUUCUCAAUAUGUUAACCGAUCUGAGGAUUAGCGACAUAAAAGGACCAGUGCAUGAAUUUCCUCCUCUAAUUAACAUGACAGACCUAGAGAGACUGGUACUGAGAAACUGCAACCUUUCGGGAGUAAUUCCAGUAUAUAUUUGGAAACUGAAAACUAUACAAACAUUGGAUGUUAGUUUCAAUAAGCUCAUUGGAACGAUUCCGGAUGACAUUAGUGCAAGAAGUAUGCUUAAAUUUGUGUUUUUAUCUGGUAACAUGCUCAGUGGAGAUAUACCUGCCUCAAUCUUGAACAACGGAAUAAAUGUCGAUCUUUCCUACAAUAACUUUACUUGGCAAGGCCCUCAACAACCAGCUUGUCGGCAAAAUACGAAUUAUUACAUAAACCUGUACAGGAGCUCUGCAGUUGCAGGGACUCUUAAGAAUGUUCUUCCGUGUACAGAGGAUUUAACUUGUCCAAGAUAUGAGUGUUCCUUGCAUGUGAAUUGUGGAGGAAAUGAUGUUGCUAUUACAGAAAACAACAGGCUUAUUGAUUUUGUCGGAGAUGCUCAUGUUGAAGGUGGUUCUGCAAGAAAUUUCCGCAGUGAUAAUUACUGGGGAUUUAGUAGCACCGGAGACUUCAUGGAUGAUGAUAAUGAUCAGAAUACACGUUUUAUUGAGACUAUACCAUCAACUGACCUGCCUGAACUGUAUAGUAGAGCAAGGGUUUCUCCACUUUCACUUACUUAUUUCCAUUAUUGCUUGGAGAAUGGGAGUUACAAUGUUAGUCUGCACUUUGCUGAGAUAAUAUUUAAAAACGACAGUACAUAUAACAGUCUCGGAAGGCGCAUUUUUGAUAUAUAUAUCCAGGAGAAACUAGUGUGGAAAGACUUCAAUAUUGAAGAGGAAGCUCUUGGAGUCCUAAGGCCUGUGAUCAGAUACUUUAAUGCUACUGUAACAGAUAGUGUCUUGGAGAUCCGAUUUUAUUGGGCUGGCAAGGGCACUGCCCGCAUUCCUUUUAGGGGACAUUAUGGUUCACUCAUAUCAGCUAUCUCAGUUGACUCAACUUUCAAGUUCUGUUCAAACAAGGACAGAAAGACCACAAUAGUUUAUGUUAUUGUUGGAGUUUUGGCUGCAUGUAUCACGUUUUUUGUACUGAGCAUACUUUGGUGGAGAGGCUGUCUAUGUAGAAAAAGUAAAAGAAGAGAUCUCAAUGGUGUAGAGCUGCAGAUGGUUUGUUUUACUCUGAGACAAAUAAAAACUGCCACUAGAAAUUUUGAUGCUUCAAACAAGAUUGGCGAAGGUGGUUUUGGUCCUGUUUACAAGGGUCAAUUACUUGAUGGUACAUUAGUUGCAGUGAAGCAGCUCUCCUCUCAAUCAAAGCAAGGCAACCGUGAAUUCUUGAAUGAGAUUAGCACGAUAUCCUGUUUGCAACACCCCAAUCUGGUUAAGCUUCUUGGGUGCUGUAUUGAAGCAGACCAGUUACUGCUUGUAUAUGAAUACUUAGAUAACAAUAGCCUUGCGAGCGUUUUGUUUGAGAACAGUCGGUUGAAUCUGGAUUGGCCUACAAGGUUUAGGAUCUGUCUCGGAAUAGCUAGAGGUCUAGCUUUUCUACAUGAGGAAUCAAGCGUAAAAAUUGUACAUCGGGACAUCAAAGCUACCAAUGUGCUUCUGGAUGGACAGCUCAAUCCCAAAAUCUCCGACUUUGGACUAGCUAGACUCACUGAAGAAGAGAAGACCCAUAUUAGUACUCGAGUUGCUGGAACAAUAGGAUACAUGGCACCAGAAUAUGCACUCUGGGGUUAUUUGACUGACAAGGCAGAUGUUUACAGCUUUGGAGUUGUACUUUUGGAAACUGUCAGUGGAAAGAACAACAACAACUACAUGCCAAGCCACACCAGCAUUUGUCUCUUAGAUUGGGCCUGUCACUUGCAACAAAGUGGGAGUAUAGAGGAGCUCAUUGAUCAGAGAUUGGGGUCUGAUAUUAAUAAAGACGAAGUGGAAAAAAUAGUAAAAGUGGCACUCUUGUGCACUAGUGCCACUCCCUCACUCAGGCCUAUCAUGUCUGAGGUAGUGUCUAUGCUUGAAGGACGAAUUGCUAUCCCAGAUGAAAUUCCAGAGGCAAGUACUUAUUCCAAUGAUCUGAGGUUUAAAGCCAUGAAAGAUUUUCAUCAAGAGAGGCAAAAUCAGAAGCUAAUUGAAACCCAAACUCAAAACACCCUAACUAUCCGAACUGACAUGGGCUCUUCUUCUGCAUCUACUACUAAUAUGUUCGAUUAAGUUCAGUUUCAAGAUCAAACAGACACUAUAAUCUCCUUUCAUCCAUGGUAAGCCUGGAUCAUUCAAACUUCUUGUGUUCUUGAGGGUACUCGACCACCUCCAUGUGUAUUUAUACUUUGUAAUUAAGCAAUUUGUUCAAUUUUUUAUAUCAGGCUUGCUGUAUAAUGUAAAUACAUGUUCCAGUUUUGAAGGCUAAGGAUGCAACACUUUUUUCUUCUGCUACUGCACUUUUGAAACAUGAAAACUUUUUGUUACACUGAA
This is a messenger RNA of Solanum lycopersicum (tomato), 3568 nucleotides long. Its product is annotated as probable LRR receptor-like serine/threonine-protein kinase RFK1. Lineage: Eukaryota; Viridiplantae; Streptophyta; Magnoliopsida; Solanales; Solanaceae. Gene Ontology annotation, molecular function: ATP binding; protein binding; protein kinase activity. Gene Ontology annotation, biological process: protein phosphorylation. The record is from RefSeq and is a predicted model, not a curated record.